Zasmidium cellare ATCC 36951 is the source of this 1179-nucleotide messenger RNA. RefSeq lists its product as uncharacterized. Gene Ontology annotation, cellular component: cytosol; intracellular membrane-bounded organelle; membrane. Bases 1 to 1179 code for a protein of 392 amino acids. The record is from RefSeq and is a predicted model, not a curated record. The transcript has 2 exons. NCBI's taxonomy places the organism in Eukaryota, Fungi, Ascomycota, Dothideomycetes, Mycosphaerellales, Mycosphaerellaceae. Gene Ontology annotation, molecular function: oxysterol binding. Gene Ontology annotation, biological process: endocytosis; maintenance of cell polarity; piecemeal microautophagy of the nucleus.
AUGGCGGAGAACGGUGUCCAACGCAACAGCUUGAAGGAAUUUCUAGCAUCAAUUGCAACCAUAAGAGGGGAUCUGUCCAACAUCACCGCGCCCCCAUUCGUCCUGGCCGACAAAUCGACCACCGAAUUCCCGCGAUAUUGGAUCGAACACCCUGAUCUAUUCGUCGCCCCCGCUCACGAACCAGAUCCGGCCAAGAGGAUCCUUGCGGUGUUGAAGUGGUUUCUCUCUAGUUUGAAGGGCCAGCAAUAUGCAGGGCGAGACCCCAAAGAUGGCGUGAAGAAGCCUCUGAAUGCAUUUCUUGGCGAAGUCUUCAUUGGCGAAUGUGGAUCCAAGGACGACGACACGAAACUCAUUGCUGAACAAGUCAGCCAUCAUCCACCAGUUACUGCGUGCUACCUUUGGAACGACAAGCACGGGGUGCACGCAGAGGGUUACACCCGCCAGGAGAUAACCUUCAACGGCUCUGUGAACAUUCAGCAGAUCGGUCAUGCCAUUCUACACAUCGACGAGUUCGACGAGGACUAUCUCAUACCACUGCCGAACGUGAGAGUCCAGGGAAUACUCACAGGCUCGCCUUAUCCGGAAUUGCAAGGGUCACACUCCAUUAUAUCUUCGUCGGGCUACAUCGCAGACGUCGAUUUCACCGGCAAGACAUUUCUUGGACUUAAAGGGGAGAAGAAUCAUGUCAGGGCAUCGGUCUUCAAGACAGAAGACAGAAACCAUAAAGAUCCCAUCUUUACCGCAGAAGGCAGCUGGUCCGAGAGCUUCGAGGUCAAGAAUGAGUCCGGCGAGGUGAUCGACACUUACGAUGUGGCCUCAGCAGAAUCGACAGACUUCCGCGUACCGCCGGUGGAGAAACAAGACCCGUGGGAGUCUCGCAACGCAUGGGGCGGCGUCAUCAAGUCGAUACAGUCGGGCCACAUGCAAGGCGUGGCAGACAACAAGAACAAGCUGGAGAACGCGCAACGAGCACUACGAAAGAAGCCCGAGACGAGCGAAGAAUCAUGGCGGCCGCUGUUCUUCAGUAACGAGACGAGGCAUCCUGUUGCGGAAAAGCUGCUGAAAGAAGUCGGCGAAACGCUGGACUCGGAAAGCACUUGUGGUGUGUGGCGAUUCGAUCGAGGAGCAGCGGAGCGUUUGCAAAGGCCCUGGCGAGGUGAACUGACCCCCUACGGCUGA